Adineta ricciae is the source of this 264-nucleotide messenger RNA. Lineage: Eukaryota; Metazoa; Rotifera; Eurotatoria; Adinetida; Adinetidae. The record is from the annotation of a GenBank genome assembly.
AUGUUUCGCUUUCCUCGCGAAGAAAAAACUAGUCCGAACUAUCAGAUUGAUCAUUAUCACGAACAGAGGGUUUGGGCAGGCAGAAACAUACAUACACGCGUACGCACAUCAUCGAAUGAUUGGUUUCCUCGGUUUUCUUCUAUUACUUACGUUACUACUAUUACCAUCAUAGCUCGAACAGCAGUAGAUGAUAUAAUAGAAGAAAAAGAAAAGAAAGAAAAGGAAAGGAAAAGAAAAGAACGACGAAGACGUUCAGCCAGCUGA